AUGGGCCCCUGUACCGCCUCCUCAUGCUGCUGCCAGGCCUGUAAUCUGCCAUGGGCCCCUGUACCGCCUCCUCAUGCUGCUGCCAGGUCCAGAGUCUCAAGGGUCCCUGUACGGCCUCCCAUUGCUGCUGUCUCCAUCGCCACACUCUGCCAUGUGCCACUUUUCAGGUCUCCUCACACUGCUGGUGUUUCCAUUUUGUCAUAGGGUGCUGGCAGAUUACGGGCCUCCCAUUGCUGCUGCCAGGCCCGUAAUCUGCCAUGGGCCCCUGUACCACAGGUCCAUGAGUGACGUCAUCGUCCUCUGGAUUGAGCCGUCCUCAUGCUGCUGCCAGGUCCAGGUGUGACGUAGUCAUGGGUCCCUGUACGGCCUCCCAUUGCUGCCUGUCUCCAUCGCCACACUCUGCCAUGUGCCACUUUCAGGUCUCCUCACACUGCUGGGUGUGUUCCAUUUUGUCAUAGGGUGCUG
Molecule: messenger RNA, 465 nt
Organism: Staurois parvus
Lineage: Eukaryota; Metazoa; Chordata; Amphibia; Anura; Ranidae
Source: the annotation of a GenBank genome assembly